Messenger RNA from Symbiodinium sp. CCMP2592, 2673 nucleotides. The record is from the annotation of a GenBank genome assembly. Lineage: Eukaryota; Dinophyceae; Suessiales; Symbiodiniaceae.
AUGGCACACCAUCUUUUGGACUCCGUGCCGAAGCAUCUCCGCUUCACCCCUGGCGGUGGCAGCACGAGAAACUUGCUGCUUCGAAACAUAUCAGCAGGAGAACUGCCGCUGCGGAUAGAGCCGCCGGGGCCACCAUUCCUGUUGUCUGUGGGCUCUGAGCACGUGGACAAGAACUUCGUGCUGGAAGCUGGAGCGACCUUGGCAUUCAGAAUCGCCAUGAGCUCUGCUCCCCAGCAAGACGAUGUGGUGUGUGAUUUCUUGACGGUUCACAUAGAAUGUUCUCCGCCCUUGCUAAUUGACAUCGCUGCGGCUUCCGAUGCUACACCCAGCGACGAGAUCACAAGCCUAAUUAGGGACUUGGUGCAGAAACGAAGCUUGCAUCAGAGCAGCGCUGGUAACACGCCGGAAGCUGCAUUGGUCAAGCCUGCAGAUGCGGAGGAGAGAGCCGUCCCAGCGGCACUGCUCGAAUUCCUGGGAGAGGCACCGAGCGCUGCGGCACUGCGGUGCCACCAACCAGCGGUGCCAACGAUGCAGCGACCAGACACGCCAGACUCGGGCCGAGGAGCCUGUCCAGAAGGUCCAGAAGCACCGCUGGAUUGGGAUGACAGGCCGCCCACACCCAGUCCUGAAGGCUUUCAGCAACUGGGUGCACCACAAGAACUACCACGAGUGCAAGCUCCAAUCGAGAGCCAGGCUUCAUCGUGGGAAAUGCAAGAGGGAGGCGAAGAGUCACCUCUUCAACAUGAGACUUUCGUGGCUGAAAAGCUUCCCGAAGUUGCUCCAACGGCACAUUUGACGCCAGCAGAAGCUACCAAGAUUGCCGCCUUGCGAGCAAAAGGCUUACUGCAAGAGGACAAGCCAAAGCCCGCGCUGCCUGUUGCACAGGGCGUCGAGCCGCCGCGCCCGGCGGGCCACGAGGACGAGGAUCUUUUCUACAUCCCCGGAACAGGAUGGUGUGACAUUUACGGCCGAGCUGUGGAAGCUGUUUCCCCAACCAGUUCUGCCAUGUCUUCACCGCCCCGUGCCGCACGCGCCGCGCCAAAGAUGGUGGCCAAGCCGGCACCCAAAACCAGAGAUCAGCAGCAAGCUGCUUGGGAUGCCAUUCCUGGCGUGCAGUGCAGCAGCUCUACAAGCCAAGACAGGCAGCGGCAAAGCGAUGAGUUGCACCCAGAGCCGGAGAAGGCCGUGCUCAGCUCUCAAAUGGAGCCUCAAGAGCCGAAGAAGUCUUUCGAAGUAAUCGCACUGGCCAAGAUGCCGGACUCGGCUGACACUUGGGAAGCGUUGCGACCCGAGAACGCUGAGACUAGGCCUCCAUCACCGAAUUGGAGACGCUACACACACCGUACAGACUCACCGCGCGAGCUUUGGGAAAGCUCAUCCGUGCGUUCACCCAGGCGAAGCCCCCGCAAGCUGCCCGCCCCAAGCUGUCCGUUGGUGGAUCGUCCACGGUCUAGGGUGUGCCAGAGCCUCCCAGCCUGGGAAGUGGAGAAUAUUCGCACAAGUCUGCGGUGCGGAGCAUACACUGGCCGUUGUGUUCCCGAUCAAGUCGCAGAACGAUUGUGGCGGAAACUCGAUGUGGAAAGGAGAGGCCUUCUUAGCCCUGACCAAUUUCGCCGAGUUGUGCGCCUCAAGUUGCGGGUUCCCGCAUCCGACGUGUCGGACAAAGAGUUGGCUGGAAUAUUCGACAUGUUGGCUUUUGAAGAUGCCGAUGUUAUGCGCAUCGGCGACUUAGUGGACUACAUACUGGCAGAUCCGCCGGCGCCCUCGCCGAUCACUGAAAAACCCUUGACAGCUUAUCAGACCUUCACAGACACGGGCUCCACCACUGCAACUCUGCUGGCUGCGGAAAGCAUGGGAACGCUGGCUGAGAGUCCCAUUGCUUCGAGAUCUGCCUCGCCAGCAGAAGGCAGAAAGGUGGUUUUCAAUGCGACUGUGCGAAGCACCAGCGUACCAAUCGAGGACAAGAUUCUUUUUGCUUGCCGGAGAGGUGAUCUGCCGAGGCUGCGCAGGCUGCUCGUACCACAACGUGGAUCAGAGGGUCCCCUCACUCCGGAGCUGGGUGGUGUUUGUGCACACCUGGCAGCGGGAAAAGGCCACACUGCUUGCUGCGAGCUCCUCUUGCGAGCGGGCGUCAGCCCCGAUAGCAGAGACCGUAAUGGAGCAACGUUGCUUGCAAGAGCAGCGCUAUACGGACACACGGAGCUUACACAGCGGCUCUUGAAGCAAUGGCGUGCGAAUCCGCUCGAUGUGGACCACAUGGGGAGGAACGCUGUGCAUGUUGCUUGUUUGAACGAUGUCAGAGUGGUCCAACUGUUGGCCGAGCACACCCCGUCAUCGGUUCAUGCCAGGGAUGCAGAGGGCAGGAGUUGCUUCUUCUAUGCAUUGGGAAACCCUUGCCAGCAAUCGCAAACUCGCAUCGCGCAAUUCUUGGUCUUUUGCAAAUGCGGGCUGGAUGCUGUUGACAAGCAGGGUGGCACAGCAUUGACCUACGCUGGGCAGGCGGGCAACCGCGAAGUGGUAAGCUUGCUCCUCUCACGUGGGGCGCGUCCUCGUCGAUUCCUUCUUGAUGCUUGGGCACGCGAACCGCAUUUUGCCAACUUGCUGGCUACUUCUUCAGUGAAAUGUACAGAAUCUUCUGCCAGGCAGCCGGUUUCUCUGGUGCCCAACUCUUGA